UCAUCUGGGAAAUCCUUAGUGAGCUUUUCAUUUCUCCAAAUAUUUCUUCCUGGGUCCACGGCCAACAGAAGCCUUGAUAUUCCUUUGCCUGAGAGGCCAUUUAUAUCUCUGGUUUGCAUUAGAAUUCAGUCAAGUCUUUCAGUCAGCAAAGGGGCACCAGUUACACACUGAAAAAUAAGUCCAGUCCAGCAUGGGUGUACGGGCACGAGUUCUUCUCUGCUGGCUUCAGGUUCUUUGUGCUGUCGUGUUUGGUGAUGUUUGGAAGGUACAGGUAGAGUCUGAAAUGGAUGCUCUGGUCUCAUCUUGUGUCGUGUUGCCCUGUUCCUUCAAAUACCCUCCUCAACAACAGCCCUCCAGUCGUACUAAAGGCAUGUGGCACAUGAAGGGCAAAUGGGAAGAUUACAUCUAUCACAAUGAUCCUACAAGGGUUCUAGACAAUUUCAAGGGUCGUACUAAACUGAUUGGUUCACUGGGUAAAUCAAACUGCUCCUUGGAGAUUGAUGAUGUCAAAAACCACGACAACGGCCCAUAUUGUUUCAGGGUGGAAUUAGAGACAUCUAAAACUGACAAGUUUUCCUUUGUGGGUAACUGUGUGACAAUUAAAAUGAUUGAGAAAGCAUCAAAACCAGAGUUGCAGGCUGAGACGUAUGUGGAAGAAGGUCAACCUACAAUCUUCAAAUGCUCUGUCCGUCACACCUGUCCGUCCCAUCAGCCCACUCUCAGCUGGAACCACCCUGGAAAAACCAUCGUGAGCUACAAGCACAUUGAUCAUGGAAAAUGGGAAGCAGAGUCUCUCCUUACCUUCACCCCAACAAAAGAGGAUGACCACUCCUCUAUCACAUGCACAGUCAAGUACCAUGGGGAUGUUGAGGGUGAAAUGGAAGCCACUCACCCUAUCUUUGUGAAAGAACAAGCAACUCUCAGCCACAUUCUCAUACCAGCCAUCUCUGGUCUUGGAGCUGCUCUUUUGGUUGGAUUACUGUGUUUUUUCGUUGUCAAGAGAUACAAGAAGCGCAUUGCGGAUCUCCAAUCCAGAAAUGACAAUGGAAUAUGGAGUCGACUAUCAAGAAUGUCUCGCAGGUUUCGUUCAGGAGAAGGCAGCAGUGGCCCAGGUGGCAGAGAGCAGAGGAGGUCUGUUUGGAGUAGAUUUUCAAGGAGAGGCCAAGGGCAUCAAAUUGACAGGGAUUUUGACAAAAGGGCAAACAAUGUAUGUACAGUGUCAGGAAACAAGGCUUUCGACAAACCUCGUAUGCCGUCACCAAAGAGCAAGGCCAAAUGCUCUGGUGAUGGUUUUGAUGAUGAUUACACCAACACGGCAGACCUCAACUUGUAUGGAAAUAUCUGAUGAAAAUGCCAUCCCAAAUGAACACAGUAGACUUCACAUCAACAUCUUCUGUCAGAGAUCCUGAGAGCAGGCAGUCCUGUUAUUAACCAAAAAUUGAAUGUUGCAUUUUAAGCCGGGCUUAAUUGCCUAAACAUGUUUGCAUUCAGGACCAUAUUACUGUAUUUACAUACUUUGUUAUGAUGCUUAGGCUACACCGCUCAUACACUGUACACAUUGCACCACAGCAUGAACAUAUAGAACAUAACCGAUUAUUUUGAAUUCGAUUGUCUUUUGUCUAAAAAGUUAUACUGUAUAGGGUUCUGUCAGGUGCUUACCUUUUAGAGGUUCCCAUCAGUGGAUCAUUUUUUGGACUUGAAAAAAUGAAUAAAAUAAAAUGAAUUAAACAGCUCACAAACAUACAUUAUCACCAUUGAAAUAACCCAUUAAUCAUGAAAGUAUUAUCCAAUCAUUUAAGUUAUUCCUUACUUAGAACCUUUUUUGGGAUUAAGAGUUAGGUUCGACAUUAUUAAUAUACACAAGUCAUAUAGAACUAAAAUACUUUUUUAAUGUGUGAGAGACAUUUAGCUGAACUGUAGCUAAAAGUUAAUAUUAUUUUUGUGUUUAUUUUCAUUUUUGAGAUAAUUUGCAGACCCCAUGUAACUUGACCCCCAUUAACACUGUUGACCAAAAAUACUCAAAUGUAAAUAGCAUCUUGAUGUUGUUUGUACCAUACAGUUUAUUAAAAGUUUAAUAAAGUGCACUGCAAUUCA
Pimephales promelas (fathead minnow) is the source of this 2094-nucleotide messenger RNA. Its product is annotated as sialic acid-binding Ig-like lectin 14. The record is from RefSeq and is a predicted model, not a curated record. Lineage: Eukaryota; Metazoa; Chordata; Actinopteri; Cypriniformes; Leuciscidae.